UCUUUAUUCCGUAUCGUUCGCGCGGCCUAGCUCCAGCUUGACGACGAUCGCCGACACCCUCUGCGACCUCGUCAUCGCUGCCAUGGGCCCCCGUUAGCCGACACCUGCUGCCAAGAAGGUGUAUCCGGGAUCGAUGAACCAAGCCAGCCCGGCAUUGUCUUGGUCCCGCCGCUAGGAUCCCGCCGGGAAGGCAGCAUGAAUCCGUCCGAGUCGCAGCAAAAUCUGCUCGCGAACGAGGCGAGAGCGUCGUCGGAGCAGUCGAUACCGCCGCCCGUGGACUACACUCUUGGCCCAGUUGAGAAGCACUUCCUGCUCAGCGCGGAACGAGGUGAUUGUGCCACUGUCAAAAGGUUGCUGGAGGAGAACAAGGACCACCCGGAGAUCCUGAACAUCAACUGCGUGGAUCCUCUGAACAGAUCGGCGCUGAUCGCCGCGAUCGAGAACGAGAACAUCGAGCUGAUCAGACUGCUUCUGGAUCUGGGGAUCCAAGUGAAGGAUUCGCUCUUACACGCCAUAAAGGAGGAGUACGUGGAGGCUGUUGAGAUCCUGCUGGAAUGGGAGGAGAACAACCACUUGGCUGGGCAGCCUUACAGCUGGGAAGCCGUCGACAGAUCGUCGUCCAACUUCACCCCCGACAUAACACCGUUGAUCUUGGCCGCACACAAGAACAACUACGAGAUUUUGAAGAUUUUGCUGGACCGCGGGGCGACCCUGCCCAGCCCGCACGACGCCAGAUGCGGCUGCGACGAGUGCGUGUCAUCCAGCGAGCAGGACUCCCUGAGGCACUCUCGGGCCCGCAUAAACGCGUACCGGGCCCUCACGUCUCCGUCUCUGAUCGCCCUGUCCUCGAAGGAUCCUCUUCUGACGGCGUUCGAGCUUUCCUGGGAGCUCCGACGACUCAGCCAAAUGGAACAGGAAUUCCGUUUCGAGUACAACGAGAUGCGAGAGCAGACGCAGACUUUCGCCACGUCGCUGGUCGAUCACGCGCGCACGUCCCUGGAACUGGAGAUAAUGCUGAAUUAUAAUCCUCACGGCGAGAACUGGGAGCCCGGGGAACGACAGACGCUGGAACGGCUCAAGCUCGCGAUCAAGUACAAGCAGAAGCAGUUCGUGGCCCAUCCGAACGUUCAGCAAUUGUUGGCCGCGAUUUGGUACGACGGAUUGCCGGGAUUCAGGCGUAAAAGCAUGAUCGGACAGCUGAUCGAUGUUGGAAAACUGGGAGCCAUGUUUCCGGUGUACAGCUCGAUCUACAUGGUCUCGCCGACCUCGCCGAUGGGCCAGUUCAUGAAGAAGCCGUUCGUCAAGUUCAUCUGUCACUCGUCCUCCUACGCGUUCUUCCUCAUGCUGCUCGGAAUGGCAUCGCAACGCAUCGAGUACCUGGUAAUCGAAUUGUUCGGGAACGCGUGGAUGCGCGAGAUCCUGGCCGGAUGGAAGAGACGGGAACGCGGUUGCAUCCCUGGUUUCGUCGAGAGCGGUGUCGUCAUCUACGUACUCAGUUUAGUCUUGGGAGAAAUGAGAUCGUUGUGGUCGGACGGGUUGAUCGAGUACGUAUCGGAUCUUUGGAACAUCGUGGAUUUCAUUCAGAACGUGUUUUACGUGGUGUGGGUCGUGAUGAGGCUCACGGCUUUCAUCGUGGUGCAAAGGGAAUAUUGGAGCGGCAUGGAUCCUUGGUAUCCGAGAGAUCAAUGGGACGCGUUCGAUCCCAUGCUGCUUUCGGAGGGAGCUUUCGCCGCCGGAAUGAUUUUCAGCUUUUUGAAGCUCGUCCAUAUAUUCAGCGUGAAUCCUCACCUCGGGCCACUCCAAAUUUCCCUGGGGAGGAUGAUAAUAGACAUUAUCAAGUUCUUCUUCAUCUACACGCUGGUGCUGAUCGCGUUCGGCUGCGGAAUGAAUCAACUGAUGUGGUACUACGCGGACCUGGAGAAGAUGAAGUGUUAUCACAUGAAGGACUUCCCGGAUCUGCCGGAUUUCGACAAUCAGGAGAAGGCUUGCUCGAUUUGGAGACGUUUCGCCAACUUGUUCGAGACUUCGCAGUCGCUGUUCUGGGCCAGCUUCGGCAUGAUAGACCUGAUGUCCUUCGAUCUGACAGGCAUCAAGAGCUUCACGAGAUUCUGGGCGCUGCUGAUGUUCGGCUCCUACUCGGUGAUCAACGUAAUCGUCUUGUUGAACAUGCUGAUCGCUAUGAUGUCGAAUUCCUAUCAAAUCAUCUCGGAACGAGCCGACACGGAAUGGAAGUUCGCCAGGAGCCACCUUUGGAUGAGCUACUUCGAAGACGGAGACACGGUGCCUCCUCCUUUCAACAUGGUGCCGACAGCGAAAUCGUUCAACAAGUUGUUCUCGUGCGGAAAAUCCGGUGGGAAGACAACGUCUCUGAUCAAGAAGUCGAGAGAGAAGGCGAUGGCGAGACACGAAUCGGUGAUGAGGCUGCUGGUCCGACGCUACGUGACCGCCGAACAAAGGAAAAGGGACGAGUUCGGCAUCACGGAGGACGACGUUAUGGAAAUCCGGCAGGACAUUUCUACGCUGAGAUACGAGCUGAUCGACAUCCUGCGGCAGAACGGAAUGAGGACGCCGUAUCUCGACAAGCAGGAGGCGCUGUCCGGCAAGAAGGGUCGAGUGAUGGAGCGCCGUCUGCAGACGGACUUCCAGAUCGGUAUAGUCGAGGGUAUAGUGAACGCGGUGAUCGCCAGCGAGAAGGAGCCGAGGGACGUGUUCAGUCAAAUCGCGAAGGCGAUCGGUCGCAAGUCGAGCAGCGGCAAGAAGAAGGACUGGAACGCCAUGGUGCGGAAGAACACCAUCGCCAACGACCCGAUCGGCUCCACGACCGAGGCCAGCAUGAAGGCGUCGCGUCGAAGCAUUCGCCGGCUUCAGGCCGUGAACCCUGAUCUGGCUUCGCUGGACCCGAACCGUCUGAUCGAUUACAAUCCGAACUUGUCGGAGGUCACGCCGACCACCAGGAUCGCCUACGCGAAGUUCAUGAUGCGCAGAGUCAGGAUCGACGACGAAGGAGGAUCGAUUGCGGAGAGGACGAGCGAAACCCCCGAGGGCACCGGAAACCCCAAGGUCAGCAUCCGCGAGGGCGAACCGGAUCCUCCCCGCCUGACGCCUAUGCUUCGGAAGAGCGUGCUCAAGACCAUCAGCACGAGCAGCGUGGACAAAGACAAGGACAAGGACAGGGCCAUGGACAAGACGCCGUCUUCGGAGGGUAAACCGGAGGUCAGAGUCCCGUCGCCGAUCCCCGAAGACCCCCAAGAGGACGCCGCCGCGAGCAAAUCGCCGGAAGGUGAGCAUCCAGCCGCCACCGCGAAGAAACCUGCCCCGAGUCAGCCUAAGAAAGAGGCCGACAAGAAGAAGCCGGAGGAGAAGAAAUCGGAGGACAAAAAGCCGGAGGAGAAGAAGCCGGAGGAGAAGAAGGCGGAGGAGAAGAAACCGGAGGACAAAAAGCCGGAGGAGAAGAGGUCGGAGGAGAAGAAGCCGGAGGAGAAGAAGCCGGAGGAGCAGAAGCCGGAGGAAAAGAAGCCGGAGGAGAAGAAGCCGGAGGACAAGAAGUCGGAGGAGAAGAAGCCGGAGGACAAGAAGUCGGAGGAAAAGAAGCCGGAGGACAAGAAGCCGGAGGACAAAAAGCCGGACGACAAGAAGCCGGACGAUAAAAAGCCCGACGACGAAGAGAAGAAGAAGAAAAAAGAAGAGGAGGAAAAGAAGAAAAAAGAAGACGAGGCGAAGAAGAAGGAAGCUGGCGGAGCGGCGAAAGCCGCGCCCCAAGAAGACAACGUACCGGUCGCCACCACGAAACUGAGGGGAAAGUCGAAAGCCACCGGCCAGAUUAUGGGAGGAUGGAUCUGAAUGAAUUUCGACAGGGUUUUCUUCGUUGGCUGACUCGUCUGUACCGAGACAAAUUACAUACUUACAAGGCGGAAUCUCUCUUAUUCGUAUCGGACGACGCGCGCUGUUGCUCAAAAAUUUUGGAAUCGCUGUAAAGAUCUAGACCGUUAAGGAGGAAAAAGUCGAACGAUCGAUCGCGCUGUUUUAUUGUUUCCAAUAAUUCGAACGUUUACAAACUCUUUGCUUGCUCUCACUUUAUCGAAGUAUAGAUAACAAUGUGUUCUAUGCUACACUUUUUUAACGCGGCAGUGUGCACCAAUCGUUAACGAGAGAAAACAUAAUUUAUUCCGAUCGAGAAGCGUCUCGAUUCGUGUUGUUCAUUUUUUGCAUAGAUAUCCGCUCGGAACAAGGAAGAUAACGUUAGUUUAAGAUCGAUUGUUCUCCAGAUUAUAUAUCCGAUAGUUUCUCAAGGAUGAUAUCGAUUCACGAUUCGUUGAAAAAUCAUUGACAUAUUUUUAUCUCGAAUUAUCAGCGGAUGACGGACGCGUCGUACGCGCGUCCUCUUUUUCGUCCCCUGUUUCUUCCUCGUUUACGCACGCUUGGACUGCAAACGAUUACUGCUAAUUCGCGCCAAUUCGCGGCAAACGUUUUCAAUUUCUAACGUCAGUUUCAACGAACUUGGUCUUAUCGUAUAUGUAAUUGACAACGCGGAUCGCUCGACGCAAAUCGAUAUUCUAAUUAAUGUUAUAAAAGUGUUAACGUAUCGUCGUAGAAUCUCUAGAUGAUUGUCAUGUAAUCGUAAUCGUAAUCGUAAUCGUAAUCGUAAUCGUAAUCGUACUCGUAAUCGAAAUUAGAAAAUGAAGACAAGUACAAGCGAAGCCAUCGAUUAACUCGCGCCGAUCAUCGUUAGAAAUCGCGUGUACAUUUAGCACGCUGCCAAUGCAUCGCUCGCGAAAUACAUGUCCGUCGCAGGACCGCCUAAGACGACGACCCUCUUUUUUUAAGAAAGAAAUACCAACUUGUACGUAUACAUACAUAUAUAUAUAUACACAUUAUAACGAAUUCUUAUUCUAUUCUUACUCUACAGUUUGUAACUAGAUCUGUACGUUUGCCGGUAGUAAAAAGGGAAACGUGAAUAAAAAUUCAAUAAAUUAACCGUUGCGUAAACGAA
Molecule: messenger RNA, 4990 nt
Organism: Megalopta genalis
Lineage: Eukaryota; Metazoa; Arthropoda; Insecta; Hymenoptera; Halictidae
Gene: trp
Product: transient receptor potential
Biological process (GO): regulation of cytosolic calcium ion concentration; calcium ion transmembrane transport
Cellular component (GO): cation channel complex; plasma membrane
Molecular function (GO): inositol 1,4,5 trisphosphate binding; store-operated calcium channel activity; protein binding
Source: RefSeq, a predicted model, not a curated record